Messenger RNA from Racocetra persica, 1610 nucleotides. The record is from the annotation of a GenBank genome assembly. NCBI's taxonomy places the organism in Eukaryota, Fungi, Glomeromycota, Glomeromycetes, Diversisporales, Gigasporaceae.
AUGAUCUUGUAUAGAUCCCUUUUAGGUGAACUUGAAAAUGCAGCAGAAUACCAUAUAGAUGAUACGAAUUAUCCUUCUUUCAUAGAAGAAUUGGAACGUACUAAUCAUGUUCUUGUAUACCCUGAUACUUUUAAUGAUGAUGGAGUAUGUUUCAUUGUUGAACCUUCUCUUAAUGAUCGUCCUGAGCAGAUACAAAAAUUGCUCAAAUCUGUUCUUACUUCUUAUGAUAAAAGACCUGAUGAUAAAAGAUCCGAUGAUAAAAGACCACCUGAUGAUAAAAGGCCUGAUGAUAAAAGACCUGAUGAUAAAAGACCUGAAGAUGAUAGUGAGAUAAAAGGUCUUGAAUAUGUGGUCAUAUUAUCACCCAGAGUUAGUUUUGAAUGGAAUGGUAUUGUCAUGGCUGUGUCAAUGGAACAAUUUAAUCUUGACCUCAAACCUCAUCAUACCAGAUUAGUGGCAGAUGGGGCAGACCGAUUACAAGCGUGUAAACAACGUUUUCGUAAAUCGGUAGAUGAUUGUUACAUUAAAAUGUUAUCGGAAUCACGACCAAAUGUUCCUGAUGUUAAUCAUGAAGCAUCAAAACUUAAAAAGACAAUUUUUAAAUUAGUUAAUAAAAUAAUUGAUAGUGUUAACACAAUACGUAAUAGGACAAGGAAUGGAGAAUGUCAAGACUUAAUUGAGAAUUGUUUCAGUUUUGCUACCGAAGUUGGACAACGCGCACUUCGUUAUAUUCAUCGUGAUGCUUGGCGUGUCCAACUGAAUGUCAAGUUGACACGAAUGUCUAUUGAUUGGGUUAGUUUCAUAUGUGAUGAUUGUGUCCCUACUGAUCGUAAAACCUUCCGAUGGGCCGUGAUCGCUUUAGAAUUUGCCAUGGCAACUAAUCGUGGGAAUAAUAUUUUGAAUCUUUCCGAAUCCGAAUUUGCCAUGUUACGUAGUAAAGUUGGUAUGUGUAUGAGAUUAUUCAUUUCUCACGUAGAUAUUAUGGGAGCAAGACAAUCAUAUGAAGCUCAAGAACAACAACGUCAAGGAACUAUUGGAAGUAAUGAUAUGGGACAAUCAAUUGUUCAACAAGUGAAGAAAUAUCGUGGACAAAUACAUAAUGGAGAAUGUGUUAAUGCUACACAAGAAGGAUUGAUAGCUGCAAUACGUCAAUUAGAAUUCAAGCGUGCACAAAAGGAACAAGAACAACGACUUGUUGGCAAAGUUCUUGAAGAAGAUCAACAAAAUCGACCACUUGUUUUCUUGGCAUCAUCUAGUUCUAAUAUUUCACUUCGUUGGCAACAAGGAAAAUUUAUAGGUGGAGGUACUUUUGGAUCAGUUUACCUGGCAGUAAAUUUGGAUACUGGUGAUCUUAUGGCUGUUAAGGAGAUUCGAUUUCAUGAUCCUAGCUCACUUACCAAACUAUAUAAACAAGUUAAAGAUGAAAUGUCUGUUAUGGAAAUGCUUGAUCAUCCAAAUAUUGUAUCGUAUUAUGGUAUUGAGGUGCAUAGAGAUAGAGUGUACAUAUUUAUGGAAUACUGCUCAGGUGGAUCUUUGGCAUCUCAACUCGAACAUGGGCGUAUUGAAAAUGAGAAAGUAGUACAAUUUUAUGCAUAUCAAAUGUUGCAAGG